AUGGCGGAGCUACCUGGUAUGGUAGCCCUGAUGGUUGCGGAAGUGAAGAUCGCGUACAUAAGCGUACUGACAUUUGCUCAUGAUCAAUUGCAUGCAGGAGGGUCUUGUGGGUAUGGAGAUUUAGUUUCAAAACCUCCAUGGAAUUCCAUGGUUACUUCAGUUGGUCCUUCUCUUUACCAAUCCGGCAAGGAAUGUGGAGCUUGCUAUCAGGUCAAAUGCACUAAACAUAAAUCGUGUUCUGGCAAACCAGUGAAGGUGGUCGUCACAGAUUCUUGCCUGGGAUGUGUGUCUGAAUCUGCACACUUCGACCUUAGUGGAAAAGCAUUUAGUGCCAUGGCACUUCCUGGUCAAUGCCAGGAACUACGCAAUGCAGGAAAAUUGGAAGUCCGAUUCGCAAGAGUGGCAUGUGAUUAUCCAGGAAAAACCAUUGCAUUCCACGUCGACCAGGGAUCGAGCGCGUACUACUUUGCUGUAGUGAUCGAGUACGAAGAGGGAGAUGGUGAUGUUGCUAGUGUUCAGUUGAAGGACAGUAAAGGUAUCGAGAAGUGGUGUGACAUGCAACAAUCCUGGGGUGCAGUGUGGAAGCUUGAUGCAGGAGGGUCACCACUAAAACCUCCAUUGUCAUUAAAGGUGACUUCUCAGUACUCAGGGAAGACCUUGUUGGCUGAAAAUGUGAUUCCAACAAAUUGGCAGCCUGGUUGUAGCUACAGAUCCGUGGUCAAGCACCUGUGA
This is a messenger RNA of Fragaria vesca subsp. vesca, 732 nucleotides long. RefSeq names its product putative expansin-B2-like. Gene Ontology annotation, cellular component: extracellular region. The record is from RefSeq and is a predicted model, not a curated record. The transcript is spliced from 4 exons. NCBI's taxonomy places the organism in Eukaryota, Viridiplantae, Streptophyta, Magnoliopsida, Rosales, Rosaceae. Gene Ontology annotation, biological process: sexual reproduction. Bases 1 to 732 code for a protein of 243 amino acids.